AUGAAGCUGGUUGUUUUUUGCCUUUUUGCAGUUUGCUGCAGUUCUUUGGCCAGCACAACGGAGAGACCAUUGAGAAAAUUACUUGAGGUCAUGAGUGAACUGCAGGCUGUGAGAAAAAACCUUAAGAACAACGACACGAUGCUGAAUAUUCCACCACAGAAUCUCACGGGUUGCUGCGGUCCGUCUGCCUUGCAAUGCUUCCGGGCUAAUCUGAAUGUGAAGUUCGGCAUUACAGAAAGGGCACCAACCAAAGAAGGCAAGCUUUACAGAAGCCUUAAGAUGGGUUUGACUGAGAGAAGUCUGAACUUCAUUUGCGAUUCAACAAAUGCUCAGCUCAACUGCCCACACUGCGACGAACAUCCAAAGGGAAAUGUCACUCAAUUUUUCGAUAGUCUGGAGUCCCUUUUUCAAAAGGCCAUAGCCACCAGACGGAGCAUGGAGUGAAAAGAGGUGAAGACAAGUUUUGUGACCAAGGAUUGAAUGUAGAGAAGACACUACGCUGAACAGAUGCUAAACAACUUAUAGCCUUCUAAAUAUUUAACUUAUUUCAUAUUUAUUUGGAUAGUGGUGGUGAACUCACUCAAGCUAUAGAAUGUAUUUUCAAGAAAGCUGCUUUGCCGCCACCCAGUGGACAUGACAGUUUUUUUUGUUUUCUCCCCCUCUUUUUCACUGAAAGUGAAAGUUAAUUUAUAUGUUGUAGUUCUCAAAGAAUGUUAAGUA
Centropristis striata (black sea bass) is the source of this 720-nucleotide messenger RNA. It is a transcript of the gene il21, whose product is annotated as interleukin 21. Gene Ontology annotation, cellular component: extracellular region. The record is from RefSeq and is a predicted model, not a curated record. Gene Ontology annotation, biological process: immune response. The transcript has 6 exons. NCBI's taxonomy places the organism in Eukaryota, Metazoa, Chordata, Actinopteri, Perciformes, Serranidae. Bases 1 to 444 code for a protein of 147 amino acids. Gene Ontology annotation, molecular function: cytokine receptor binding.